ACAAUAGCCCAGAUCCCCUGACCAGUUUAAUAGGAUAGGAAAGCAUUAACGGUAAGACGCCGCCUGCAUUCAGGUUUGCCAAAUCCACUGUGUGGUACCCUGGGAGGUACACAGUGGUCUGUGCUUAUUUGUGGACUUUUCUUCCCUAGAACUUUUCAGGGAAUCAAGACAAGAAAAGCCUCGUCCCUCCGCGCUUCACCGUUCUCCUUCCCCUAUUCCCCCCGUAAGACUCGGAGCCCCUCGCCGCAACCAUGGUAGUGAUGAAGAUGAAGUUCCCCUUUCAAAAAAGGGUGAAACUUGCCCAGGGACUGUGGCUCCUUUCCUGGUGUGCCACGGUAGCCGGGGCCAUGACCUUCACCCUUGGGUGCAUCCUGAAGACAGAACUCCGAAGGAGAGCAGAAGUCAUGGAUAAUGCAGACAUACAUAUCGUGCCCAAUACGCUCAUGAUUGUUGGUCUGGCCUCCCUGGGCAUCAACUACUUUGCCUCAAAGAUCUGUCAGGAUGCCCUUGACGCUGGGCGAUUUCCUCGCUGGAAGACCUUUUUGAAGCCCUACUUUGCUGUCUCUUGUUUCUUCACUGUGCUCAUGCUGCUAGCGGUCAUCAUGAGCUAUGCCAUGAAGGGCAGUCUGGAGUCUUCACUGAAAGUCGGCCUGAGGAAUGGCAUCCGCUUCUAUAAAGACACAGACACGCCGGGACGCUGCUUCCAGAAGCAGAACAUUGACCGCUUGCAGAUGGAGUUUCAGUGCUGUGGAAACAAUGACCACAGGGAUUGGUUUGAGGUCCAGUGGGUCAGCAAUCGCUACCUUGAUUUCAACUCCAAGGAGGUCAAAGUCCGCGUCAAGAGCAAUGUGGAUGGACGAUACCUAGUAGACGGAGUCCCAUUCAGUUGCUGUAAUCCCAGUUCUCCUCGACCAUGCAUCCAGUAUCACCUUACCAACAAUUCAGCUCAUUAUAACUACGAGUACGAAACAGAGGAGCUCAACAUCUACCUGCGCGGCUGCCGGGAGGCCUUGGUCAAUUACUACAUGGGGCUGAUGAACACCAUUGGCGCUGGAGUACUGUCAGUCUUCCUCUUACAGGGUUCUGUGCUGGUGAGUUUGCGCUUCCUGCAGACAUCUAUGGAGGCAGUAGCUGGGAAGGAGAACAUAGAAAUUGAAACAGAAGGAUACUUGCUGGAGAAGGGAGUGAAGGACACCUUCAUGGAGUACUUUGACCCAGUUCUCAAGUUCCUGCUGUUUAAAAACCAGGUGCAGGAGGGUGCUACUACAGAUGAUAAAGCAGCCCCAGCUUCCACCUAACCACCGGGGCUUUGCAUACAUGUAAAUACUUUUUAUAAAGGGUGUCCACAUUAUUGCAAUUUAAAUCUGGUUGGGGGCUAUAAUUGGCAUUUUCAGGUGACCAUGAACGGUACAUCAAAUUAAUGUAUAUUCUUACGUGAAUUUUGAAUCUGUGUUCUCUAUACCAAUGAAAGUCUCCCAAGAGAAGAAGGCCAUCUCACAUUUUUUUGUUAUUUUUGUCAACAAUACAUAUUCACAUGACUAAUACACUCGAAGUAUAUCAAUACACUAUGUAACAUGUCUUUUUAAAUGUUUGUUAUACGUAUACUUAGUAUUUCUUUUCAUUUACAACCUAUGCCAUUUUAUUCUUUAUUUUAAUUGAGCCAGGGUGCAAAUAAACCAUGCUACACCAAAAAGUUAAUAUUUGUAAUAUAGUGAAAAAAACAUGAAAAAAAUAUUAAUACAAGUUAUUUAAAAAAAAAUGAUUGCAGUUUUUUUUUUUUUUUGAGGGAAAGUAGCAUAU
This is a messenger RNA of Corythoichthys intestinalis (scribbled pipefish), 1800 nucleotides long. RefSeq names its product retinal outer segment membrane protein 1a (gene rom1a). Gene Ontology annotation, biological process: visual perception. Gene Ontology annotation, cellular component: plasma membrane. The coding region runs from base 252 to 1298 and encodes 348 amino acids. The record is from RefSeq and is a predicted model, not a curated record. The transcript is spliced from 5 exons. NCBI's taxonomy places the organism in Eukaryota, Metazoa, Chordata, Actinopteri, Syngnathiformes, Syngnathidae.